AUGGUGGCUCCAGAGAAUGCGAGGGACGGGUUCGAACCAUUGACAGUUGGGAGUAUCAUCCCGAAUGCUGUAAUUCUGAGAAUCAUACGAUCUGAUGUGGCCAACUUUAAGGCAGGCGACAACGUCAUUGGCAUGGCACCUAUUCAGGAGUACGUGACAAUCGAAGCUGGUCCUGCGACUCACUUUUCGAAGGUCGAGAAUCCGUACAAGCUGGAUCUUAAGCUCUUCCUAGGAGCUCUGGGUAUGCCAGGAUUGACAGCUUAUUCUGCCCUGUACGAGAUUGGACAGCCUAAAAGCGGCGAAACAAUUUUCAUAUCAGCAGCAAGUGGUGCAGUUGGACAACUUGUUGGACAGCUUGCAAAGCGCGAAGGACUCAAAGUCAUUGGCAGUGUUGGAAGUGAUGAGAAGUUGCAAAUUUUGACCAAGGUUUUCAAAUUUGACGGAGGCUUCAAUUAUCGCAAAGGUGAUAUACGCAGCCAGCUCAAGCGACUUGCGCCUGACGGUAUUGACAGUAAGUCGGAGACACACAGAAAUUAA
Messenger RNA from Phaeoacremonium minimum UCRPA7, 537 nucleotides. RefSeq names its product putative zinc-binding dehydrogenase protein. The record is from RefSeq and is a predicted model, not a curated record. Bases 1 to 537 code for a protein of 178 amino acids. Lineage: Eukaryota; Fungi; Ascomycota; Sordariomycetes; Togniniales; Togniniaceae. The transcript has a single exon. Gene Ontology annotation, molecular function: oxidoreductase activity, acting on the CH-CH group of donors, NAD or NADP as acceptor.